CACACGCAUUCACUUGACACACAGAUUGAGGAAGUGAAGUAAGGUGAGUGAGAGAACGGCCAGACACACAAACAUAAGCUGCAGAUGAACCAAACAUGAAGGACAGAAACGUCCAAGGAGGAGUUCUGCUGCUCAUCUGUCUACAGCUCACAGGGGUUUGCUGUGAACGUGAUGCAGUCUUUAUUUUCAGUGCAGUUGGCAGUGAUGUCCUGCUGCCUUGUUCACCUCCUGAGGGCCCAGGAUGUUCUCAAGUCUCCUGGACAUUCUUCGGAGGCCGUAUUCACAGCUACGAGGUCAGGGACGGGCAGCUGUCGGGGAAGAAAGCAAGUCGCAUGUCCCUCUUGUCCAACUGUUCCCUCGUCUUUCGUGACCUCAUGCUGGAAGACGUCGGCACCUACACUUGCCUCACUAAGACAAAAUCCACUAGUAAUGUGUUCCUCUCUCUCCUCUCCAUGACUUCUGUUUCUCAAAUCUCUGAGCUGCGGCCCAGUGGAACUCUGGUCCUCAGCUGCGUCCUGUUCACCUACUACGACGCCGGAAACUGUGCCAGAAACCAUUCUAGAAAUUUCAGACUUUACUGGGCUAUGGAGGACGGAGCUGAGCUGCCCGCUGACGACAGGUACAAAUUGACUGACCCUACACCCUGCAACAUCACUUUGGUAAUUCAACUCAAAAAGGAGGACAACAACAGGAAGUGGAGAUGUCAAGUGAAAACCGCAGAAAACGGCGUGUCCAUCAUAAAGGAGUUUACGUCCGCCUUCUUGUUCCAUGAAGAAGGUGUGAGUGUGGGUCCCCCUCCUCAGAGAGACUGUCCUGUCCAGCUGCCCAUCAGUCGUGUUGUUCUGUGUGUGGUUCUGCCCCUCAUGGUCAUCACAGUGGGAGUCUUCUCCUGGAGAAGAGACCGUGUGAAUGCCAACGUCUCUAAAUUCAAGACCGAUGUCCAGGAAGUUAUCUAAGGUGUCAUUUUUGUCCUUUCUGUUGCUCCAUGUGUAUUUUUUAUAAAUAUAAAAUAUAUAGUCACAACUUUCCAUGUAAAAAUAUGGAAUGUCAUAUUACAAAAUGUAAAAAAAAAAAACAGUUUUGUUGGGAAGUUAUAAGCCCCGUGUAUAAAAAACUGUCGUGUUGUUUUUUUCUUUAGUUCAAAUUAAGUGUGAAGAGCUGUUGUCACUGACAGGAUGUAAAUAGUUUAAGUGUGUAUAUUUAUUCUCCCUUAUUUGGUCUUAGGGAAUUGUAUGUAAAUUAUAACUAUUUCAAAUGGCUCUCUGUUUAAAGCUAGAUUCUUAGUCCAUUAGACAAUUAAUGUGAAACAGUCUAAAAACUAAAGAUGAAGUAAUCAUUUAAUAUAGAUUAUCAGGGCUAGAAAUGUUUUAUUGAUUUAGAAUUGUUUUGUGUCGUUCUUGCAAACCACAGCUGACAGUUACAACAACAGUGUUUACUUAUUGGUGAUGGGAUAAAAGCAGAGGUCACAUUUAGUUGUGUGGAGUUCACUUUCCUAUACACCGACUAAAGUUCUAUAUUUUAAUGACAUCACAGUCAUCUUUUCCGGUAGUCCCCCCUGUUGAAAACUACAUCCGGUAACAGGAAACGUUAAGUCGGUUGUUGACGAUUAUUUUAGGAAUAAACUGUUCACUAGCUUUAAAGAAAUGUUUUUAUUGCUGAUGCUCCUACCGAAAGCAUUUGCAAUGUACUUCCAGUAGGAAGAGCCGGAUAUAAGCGUGUUUCUUCAUCUGUCUAACACAUGUAUUAAAUUCAUUUAUUUUGGUGGAAAUUGAAGAAAUAAUCAUUUUUGAAAGUUUAUUAAAAUGAGAGAAAUAUC
Molecule: messenger RNA, 1816 nt
Organism: Cynoglossus semilaevis (tongue sole)
Lineage: Eukaryota; Metazoa; Chordata; Actinopteri; Pleuronectiformes; Cynoglossidae
Exons: 3
Coding region: 96-956 (286 amino acids)
Biological process (GO): positive regulation of ERK1 and ERK2 cascade; T cell activation; interleukin-15-mediated signaling pathway
Cellular component (GO): external side of plasma membrane; membrane raft
Molecular function (GO): protein tyrosine kinase binding; MHC class II protein binding
Source: RefSeq, a predicted model, not a curated record